Molecule: messenger RNA, 814 nt
Organism: Dryobates pubescens (Downy woodpecker)
Lineage: Eukaryota; Metazoa; Chordata; Aves; Piciformes; Picidae
Product: complement C1q subcomponent subunit C-like
Exons: 3
Coding region: 86-814 (242 amino acids)
Molecular function (GO): protein binding
Source: RefSeq, a predicted model, not a curated record
CUGUGCCAGCAGGCAGAGCCCACAGCACCCAGAGGGCUCAGCAGUGCAGAGCUCCAAGCCCUGCUCCCCAGCCAAGAGCACCAAAAUGGGGCAGAGCCCCUGGGAGCAGCUCCAUCUGGCCCUUGUCCUUCUGCUCCUGAGUCUGGGGUCCACUGUGGCAGGAGAUGCCCCCCACAGCUGCUAUGGGAUUCCAGGCCUGCCAGGCCUGCCAGGGAUGCCAGGCAAGGAUGGCAGGGAUGGACUGAAGGGAGCCAAAGGCGAGCCAGGUGUCCCUGCAAUGCAAGGGCUCAAGGGCACGAAAGGAGAACCAGGCAGCCCUGGCUUGCCAGGCCAGCCAGGCCCCAUGGGCUUGCAGGGUCCCCCUGGAGCACCUGGCUUUUUGGGAGCACCAGGGGCACCAGGCUUGCCAGGCAGCUACAAGCAGAAGCUGCUGUCAGCCUUUUCAGUGAAGAGGCAGAGCAGGGAGCACCCCCCGAGGAACCUCCCCGUGGUCUUCAGCCAGGUCCUCACCAACACCAACCACGACUACAACACCACCACGGGCACCUUCACCUGCAGGCUCCCCGGCCUCUACUACUUUGUCUUCCACGCCUCCCUGACAGCCAACCUGUGUGUGAGCCUGCACAGGGGCGAGAGGAAGGCUGCCAGCUUCUGCGACCACAAGAGCAACGCGCUGCAGGUCAGCUCCGGCGGCGCCCUGCUGCGCCUGGCCGCGGGCAGCCAGGUCUGGCUGGCGGUCAACGACUACGACGGCAUGGUGGGCACCAGCUACUCUGACAGCAUCUUCUCGGGGUUCCUGCUCUUCCCAGACUAG